AUGAAAAGCGCUAUAAUUGCUUGUCUUAUCCUGAGUGUCUUCAGUGUUGAGAUUUCAAUCAACAAUGUUGCCACAAACUAAGCACUUGAGAAAUUAAAGGAAUCUUAAUGGGCAUCAUUCAUCGUUGAUUUUGCCGAAGUUGAGUUGUCAAGUGGAGGUGCUCUUACAGAAUUAGUGGAAGCUAUUGACCAAUUGAUUGAGUAAUUAGAAGAGGAAUUAGAUGAUAUUCAUCAUGCCUAUUCCAAAAGAACAGAUGAGCAUAAUCGUGAUGUGACUAGAUUGGAAUAAGAGAUCUAAGAUGCUGACAGAGAAAUCUUUAACGGUGAAGAUUUCAUUGACAACGUUCUUCUUCCAUAAAAAGAGAGAUUUUAAUCUGCCUUGGUCUAAUUGAAGACAAACAUUGAAGAAAACAGAAGAGUCCUUGAUGGAGAAACUCUCAACAGAAAGAAAUAACACGAAUAAUUUUUAUCCAACAUUGCUGAAAUCAAUGAAGCUAUUGGUGCUGUCGAUGAAUCCCUUGGAUUAUUGUCUUAAAUUACAAAUCCAUCCCUUGUUCAAUUCAAGAGAGUCCAAACAAAUCUUAAUAGAAUUUAAACAUCCUUCUAAAACCAUUCCUCAUUUGCACCAAUCAUUAGAGCACUUCUUGAAUUAGCAACAGAAUAAAACUUCGCUGAUUAAGGUUCUCUUUAAUAACUUGUUAAAAUCUUCAAUGAAUUAAGAGUCUAAUUUGUAGAUACCCUCAAUCAAGAGACAGCUGAUGAAAGUGCUGCAGAGACUAAAUUUUCUGAAAGAGUUGCUUAAUUAGAAAAGGAAUUCGCUGAAUUCUAAAGAGCAGUUAUGAUCAAGAACUCUGAGUUAGCUGCUAACGAAUAAAAACUAGGAGAAACCAUCGUCUAUGUUGGAUAAAGAAAGGAUGACAGAGCCACUCUCUAAGCUUAAUUACAAGCAGAAAACGAUAACUAUGCUGCUGAAACCGAUUUGUACAAUAGAACAGUUGCUGAAUACAAUAAAGAAAUCGAAAUUAGUAAGUAGGCCCUUGGUUUGUUAACUUAACCCAGUUUCGAAUAAUACGUUAAAUCAAAAGUUGGAAUCUGAUUAAUAAUUAUAUAUUCCAUUUACAAAUUUAAUCACUAUAUUA
Messenger RNA from Paramecium tetraurelia, 1138 nucleotides. RefSeq lists its product as uncharacterized. NCBI's taxonomy places the organism in Eukaryota, Ciliophora, Oligohymenophorea, Peniculida, Parameciidae. The record is from RefSeq and is a predicted model, not a curated record. The transcript has 4 exons.